UCUCGUUCUGGUCGACAGUCUGGCCCAAUGGAACACGGAGAGACUACAGCGCAUAUAACACCAAACAAUAUCGCGUCUCCAGUUGUGCAUGGAUGCAGACAGGUGUGAGGGCAGGAACUAGUGGAAUCUAGUGGAGUGUACACACACACACACACACACACACACACACACACACACACACACACACACACACACACACACACACACACACACACACACACACACACACAUACAUACAUACAUACAUACAUACAUACACAAACCAUGGCCACUGCCAGCAGAGUGGGCUCGGGAAGAGCUGGUUGGGUGGCGUUCGCAGAUGAAGCCUUCGGGACAAGCACAGAGCAUCAAGCAGAUGUGGACAGCAGCUUGCAGAGGCCUAGCCCCGCCCCUUCUGAGAACUCUUCCAGUGUCGAGCUGUUAGCCCCUCCCCCUCAGCAGAACGCAUGGGUCUUAUUCGAAGAGAAGACCUGGCCCUCGCCCAAUCCGCAGUCGCAGGUAAAAGGUACUUCUAGACACAGCGUCUGUGCCACGGCCAGUUUCUGGAGCGCCGUCCCGCCCUCAGAGAGCAGCUGGACCCAAUCAGAACCAGGCUCAGUCUGGACCACACAAUCAGGGAAGAGCUCUGUGAGCAUGGGGGCGUCAUCUUGUGAUCUUCCCUCCCUAAACGCAGAGGAACGGCACAAUGAGUCGUCAUCCCGACCCCAGUCACCCAAUUCGUCAGUGUUCCAAGAGGAUGAAGGAAUAGAGAUGGAUUCAGUCAGCUGGACUUCCAACACUAAACUCCCCGGCACCCAAUCAGAGACCCCCAUUUCCUCUGGACGCUUCUCAUCCUGGGUGACCUUUGACGAUGACGAGGAGGACAAGCCCCACCUCCACCGCCGGGAGCAGCCAUCCCACAUACGAUUGGAUGAUCUCAGCCACUUCCAGGAUGCCAACAGUAACCUGAUUGGUUCUCCUCCCAACGUUUGGAAGCAGAACGGGAACCAGCAGAACCAGAACCGCCACCUCCUGGACCUGACGCCGGACGGAAACCCUCCUAGAACCCUUCUGACUGAACCUAAAACCGUUCCUCUGCUCCCCGGUAGGACUAAACCUUACACCAAGAAGAACCCUUUCCUGUGUGAAGAGUUCAAUGACAUCCAGCCCUCUCCCAUCAACCCCUUUAGUUCCUACUUUGACUGUAAACAGGAAGUGGCAUCACAGACGAUCCAGAGUAAUGGCUCCGCCCACCACCUGGAGAGCUCUCCCUCUGCCUUCUCCUUCAGCUCUCCUUUCUUCCAGUCGUUCAGCUCCCACAGCCAAGAGGCCAAACGAGAGUCCAUUCUAGUCUUCUCCUCCGAGUUUGAGCCCACAAGAGGAGGAGGGGAAGAGACAGUCAGCCAUGUCACUCCUCCCUUAGACAGACUAGACCUGGAUCAGCUGAGAAACCUCCAGAUCACAGACCCAGACGAUCCAGGCAGCCCCACUCUGCCUGAUGACUCAGUGGAGGAUGCGGAGGAGGCGAAGGAAGAUGGGUUGGAGGGAGAGGAUGAGAGCGCCCCCUACCUCCCAGAUCAUAUGACCCCCCAAGAUGGCUGGGCCAUGCUGCUCCGUAUACCAGAGAAGAAGAACAUCAUGUCGUCACGCCACUGGGGGCCUAUCUAUGUCCGUCUGUCUGACGACAGCGUGCUCCAGAUGUUCUACGAGAAAGGUCUGGAAAAACCCUUCAGGACCCUGAAACUGGACCCUCGCUACGAGGCGGCUGAACACCGCCUGCAGAACUACGAAGAAGCCGGCCGCGUCCACACGCUAAGUGUGGACCUCGUCCAAUACCGCGAGAGGAGGCGAAUCCAGGCGAAGUCACCCGUCACCCACCAGCCAAUCCGCGAGCAGCUGGUGAAGCUGGGCACCACCUGUUACCACGACUUCCUGAGUUUUCGUCAUGCGCUGGUGGAGGUGCUGAGGCGGUUGCCGGCAGUGACAGGUGGAGCGUUGACGGGGUCGCCCAUAGGGGCGGGGCUGACAGAGGAGGAGGUUCAGGUGGAGGUGAGGGACGAGUUCUACGGGACGGUCGCUGCGGGAGAUGGGAGGAUUCUGAAGCAGCUUGUGAUGACUCGUGUGCACGUGCUGGCCUUCCUCUCUGGGUCGGCAGGCUGCCGCCUCGGACUCAAUGAUGUGCAGGUCAAAGGUAAGGAGGUGGUCUCCAGACACGACAUCAUCCCCAACACUACCACACGCUGGAUCCGCUUACGUGACUGCGAGCUUCAUGACGAACACGCAGACGAACUAGAGUUCCUGUCGUCACGCCAAGUUGUCUUCACACCGCCACCCUGCCGCCGCUUUCAGCUGCUCGCCUUCCGCACGGCAUUCGCUGAAAAAACCCUCCCCUUCACGCUGCGCACUGUUGCCUCUGUCCGCGGCGCCGAGGUCACCCUGCAGUCCUGGCUGCUGAUGUCACAGGGGUUCUCGUCCAAUCGGGACACGUUGAACCUCAUCCCCUGCGAGAAUGUGGCGAUCCGCUACCCCAUCCCUGAGAUUUGGGCCAAGAACUUCCGUCGGGACGGGGUGAUGGGGGAGAGGUCACUGAAGGCGAGGUUCAACAAGGGUGCCAGCUUCGGCACGGCGAGUACUUCCGGGUCAGAGCCAGUGAUGAGGGUGACCCUUGGCACGGCCAAGUAUGAACAGGCUUUUAAAGCUGUGGUGUGGAGGCUCAGCCGCCUGCCUGACAAAAACUCUGCGUUGGGUCACCCCCACACCUUCUUCUGUCGUCUGGAGCUGGGUUCGGACCGGGAGGUGCCAGCCUCGCUGCAGAGCCACCUGGAGGUAGAGUUUGACAUGCCUGCCGCCUCUGCCUCCAAAGCCACCGUCCGCUCCCUCUCUGUAGAGGACAGGGCAGACGCCAAGAAGUGGAUCAACUACAAAUCACACUACUCCUACCAGGUGCCUAUAGAACAGAAGACAGGCGGCCUCUCAGAGAGCAGCAGCCCUACACUGGACCAGGACCAGCCUGGAGAAUGUGCACAGCAGUGAACACACACAGACAGACAGACGGAUGUAGGGAGGGCGGGAGGAUAUGAUGACUGUUUUUUUCACAGGAGAAGGGAGAAAAGUCACUUUUUGCACUUUGAAGAACUAUACCGGAGGACUAGUUGGCCGAUGUUUGUGCAUAGAUUGGAUGUGGACUGAAUGUACACUGGACGUAACUGAUUCUCGGUAGGUCAUCAACUUGACAUGGGUGCUAGACUAGAUCUACACUAGACCAACUGGUUAUAGACGAGAUGUAGACUGGUAUGACGAGAUGUACUACCACCGGACAGUUUAUUAGGUACACCACCCCGUUCACGAAAAUGGAUCGCUCCUACAGACAGUGAGUCAGGUGGCCAAAGCAGGCAGGCAGGCAUCGAGGCACUCAGUUACUGUUCAGUUGAAUGUUAUAAUGGGCAAAACAAGUGACCUAAGCAACUAUGAGUGUGUUAUGAUCGACGGUGCCAGGCGCGCCGGUUCCAGUAUCUCAGAAACGUCCAGCCUCCUGGGCUUUUCACGCACAACAGUAUCUAGGGUGAAUGGUGCGACAAACAAAAACCAUCCAGUCAGCGGCAGUUCUGUGGGUGAAAACAGCUCGUUGAUCAGAGAGUUUGAAGGAAUCAGCGAGAAUCGUGCGAUUCAGGCGGGCCACAGUCAGGCAAAUAACGGCGCAGUACAACAGCGGUGAGCAGAACGGCAUCUCGGAACGCACAACUCGUCGGUCCUUGUCAUGGAUGGGCUAUCGCAGCAGACAACCACACCGGGUUUCAUUCCUAUCAGCUAAAAACAAGAAGAAGCGGCUCCAGUGGGCACGCGAUCACCAACACUAGACAAUUGAGAAGUGGAAAAACAUUGCCUGGAACAUGACAGUGAGUUCAGUUUACUUAAGUGUCCUGGUCAGUCCCCAGACCUGGUCAGUCCCCAGACCUGGUCAGGCCCCAGACCUCAACCCAAUAGAGUAUCUUUAGGAUGAGAUGGAACGGGCUGUUCACAGCAUGACUAUACCGCCAUCCAAUCUGCAGCAACUGCGUGAUGCCGUCAUGUCCACAUGGGCCAGCAUCCCUGUUUAAUGUUUCCGACACCUUGUGGAAUGCCCCAAAUAAUUCAGGCUGUUCUGGAGGCAAAGGGGGGGUCCGACACCGGUACUAGAUGUGUGUACCUAAUAAACUGGUCGGUGAGUGUAGACUGGACUUUGUUGUAGACUGGACUGGACUAAGCUGGUUGUAGAAUGGAUAUGACUAGAUGUAAACUGGAUAUAGACUCUACUUAAUCUAGUCGUAGACUGGAUAUGACUAGAUGUAAACUGGAUAUAGACUGGACUGGUUGUAGACUAGGGAAACUCAGCAGGAGGCUAAUUAAGGAUCUUGCUUUGUUCAUUUGUUUGUUUUCUUAAAAAUGCUGAUUUGGCCAGACUAGUCUUACUGAGGGAGAGCUAUUAGUUUUAUAUGAUGAUUCAUUUUUUGUGAGUGGAUCGGCUUGGCCUUGUGGUCUUACCCCACUGGGGUACAGCAAGGGCAACGUUACAGAUCGUUCAGAUAGUGUAGAACAGAUGAUUGUCUGUGAGAGUCAAAUAUUGCGGUAUGAUGGGGAUUAGUUUGACAUUGUAAAGCCUGGCAUUUCAGUAAACCAGGACUUUGAGAUGUGAAAUAAGUGCCCUUAUUUCAGGAGUACAGUCAUUACAGUCUUAGUGGAUUUCAUGCACUCCGAGGCUAAUCGAAGCACUAGCUAAUGUGCUUCUACAGUACGUGUUUGCUUCAGUGUUCAUUGGCCUUCCACACAAUUCUCAAUCAAUAGAUUUAAGAGCCUUACAUUAGUUUACAUAGUAGAAACAAAAUGGCUCUUCAAUAUGCCACCUAGAUUUAAAAAAAAAAUCAUUUCACGCAGUGUAGACCUUGAAACUUACUAGUUCUACGUAUUUUCAACAGUUUAUUUUUUACUUCCAGUGUCAGUGUUGGUUCACUAUUCAGUAUUCGACUGAAUGCUCUUGUGUUCAGUCAGGUGUUAGGUAAGCAUAAAUGCUUUUUGCUUUUCUCUCUCGCAAAGUUGAAUGUUCUUCCGAAAGGUCUUCUAGGUACUUUGGUCCUGUCAUUUCACAUAGUAGUCUUAACCAGUCUAUACGUGAGUUAACAACAGUCAAUACUGCUAUUGGUGAUGAUGAUGAUGCAGAGUUCUAAUACGCUAACGAUACUGUAGUUUGGCUAUUUUGGCUGUACUUGGUCAUAUAAUGAAAACUGCAGCAUUUUUUAAAAUAUUUUUUUUUGUUUUUAUAAAUGUGCUUUACAUGUACAAUGUGCAUCCGUACUACUAACAUUGACUCAACGUGGACAAGAUACUGUAUGUACAAAAUAUAAAUAUAUUCUGCAAUGGACAUCAUCUCCAGGUCUAAACUGAUGUAGACUUGUUCUAGCUGCUCCAUUGUGUAGUUGGUCACAAUUGUAGGUUACUGUUGUCGUUCAGUUGGUACAUUUUGUGCAAAACAAAAAUGCUUCUUUAUGAAAAUUGGCCUACUUGAAGCAUCUCGAAACAUCCCUUAGCAGAGGGAAUUUUGUUCUCAACAGUGCAAUAAAUCAAACUCAACAAAUGUACUGAUAAGGGGGGGGGGGGGUUGUUGUCGUUUAGGACGAUGCACAAUGUGUUCUUGUCGCGAGGAAACAUGAAAUAAUGAAUUGUAAUUGUAUAGAGAGUGAAUAGUUUAUCUUUUUUUUCCCUUCUAGAUGGUGAACAGGUUUUUCAUGUGAAAUUUUGUCUCGUGAGUGGAAUGUUAGAAAAUAGGUCUUCACACGGGAUCUGGGUUACCUAGUUUACCAUCUCUGAGAAAAAAGACAUGGAAAUGGGUAAAUCCAGAUCUGGAUGGGAAACUAGUCCAGAAAAUCAUAUACAAUAGAACAUUUGAAUCAUUUUAAAAGAUUUUCAAGCUCAAGAUAUCUAGACCUCAUUUGAUUUUCGAAGAAAAGCCUGUUGUAUAAAAGCCCAGUACAUUUCAAUGGUUUUCCAAGAAAGAUUUAACUCGUUAGAAAAAAAAAUAACUGAUGCAGUCUGACAACAUUGUCAUUUUUAUUCUUUAUGACAAAACAUCAUAUGACUGUGCUCUGCUUCUGUGUACCUAAAAAAGAUGCAUUGUGGGUCAUGGGAUUAGUCUGUUUUGGUAACAUGGUUUUGUGUUCCGUACAUCAUUAGCUGCAACCUGUAAAUAAUCCAUUCUGCAACACUAGACGGAUAAGAUCUGUUCCUUUGACAGAUCCAAUUGGAGUACUCAAGAAUGUUAGAGGUAUAUUUGCUGAAAAUUAUACUUUAAACUGGACAAAGGAAUUAAAUAUAUUUUUCUCUUGA
Molecule: messenger RNA, 6336 nt
Organism: Salvelinus namaycush (lake trout)
Lineage: Eukaryota; Metazoa; Chordata; Actinopteri; Salmoniformes; Salmonidae
Gene: ston2
Product: stonin 2
Exons: 9
Coding region: 265-3012 (915 amino acids)
Biological process (GO): synaptic vesicle endocytosis; regulation of endocytosis; clathrin-dependent endocytosis
Cellular component (GO): synaptic vesicle; AP-2 adaptor complex
Molecular function (GO): clathrin-cargo adaptor activity
Source: RefSeq, a predicted model, not a curated record